Messenger RNA from Entamoeba nuttalli P19, 2547 nucleotides. Its product is annotated as DEAD/DEAH box helicase domain containing protein. NCBI's taxonomy places the organism in Eukaryota, Evosea, Mastigamoebida, Endamoebidae. The transcript has a single exon. The coding region runs from base 1 to 2547 and encodes 848 amino acids. The record is from RefSeq and is a predicted model, not a curated record. Gene Ontology annotation, molecular function: nucleic acid binding; ATP binding.
AUGAAAGAAAGGAAAGAAUAUAAUAAAAGAAGAGAAGAAGAGAUAUUAACGAGAUAUAUGAGUAAAUAUGAAACGCCAUUUUUCAAGAAGCCACAAACAAUAAUGACGAAAAGUGAAAGAAGAAAGGAAAAGAAAGAAGAAGAAGAGGGAGAAAGACUUCUUCGUCCAAGAGGAAGAGAUGGAAAGAAAGAGAAGAUAGAGGAGAUAAGAAGACGAGGGAUUGAGAGAUAUAUUAAGAUAGAGAGUGUGAGAAAAGAGUAUGAGAAGAAAGGGAUACAAGAGUUAUUUGAGUGGCAAGUUGAGUGUCUAAAAGAAAAAGGAGUUAGAGAAGGCACGGAGAAUUUAGUGUAUAGUGCACCGACAAGUUCAGGGAAAACGUUGGUAAGUGAAAUUCUGAUGAUAGAGAGAUACUGUCAAACGCAAAAGAAAAUGAUAUAUAUAGUACCAUAUGUGUCAAUGGCACAAGAAAAAGAAGAGUAUUUUCAAGAGAUAUUCAAAAGUAUAAAAAUCAAUAUAAAAGGAUAUUUUCAAAAUCGAGUAAUAGACAAAGAAUUUGAUAUUGGGAUAUGUACUAUUGAGAAGGGGAAUGGAAUAAUUAAUAAACUAAUUGAAGAGAAAAGUAUUGAAGAAGUAAGUCUUAUUAUAAUUGAUGAAAUUCAUAUGAUAUUUGAUAAAAGAAGAGGACAAAUAAUAGAAAAGAUAAUUAAUAAAAUCACAAGUAUUGAAAGAAAGAUACAAAUAAUUGGGAUGAGUGCAACAAUAGGAAAUAUUUCAAUAUUUGAGAAAUGGAUCAAAGCAAAAACAUAUCAAAGUACAUAUCGACCAAUUAAAAUUGAAGAAUAUAUUGUUUGUAAAGGAAAAGUAAUAAAUAAAGAAGGAGAAAUUAAAAGAGUAAUAAAAGGAGAAGGGGAUAUAGAAAAUAUUAUUUCAAUAAUGGAAGAAGCAAAAAAAGAAAGAAAAGGAGUAAUAUGUUUUUGUUCAACGAAAAAAGGAUGUGAAAGAAUGGGAAAAGAAAUUGUUAAAAUACUAAAGAAAAGGAGAAAAGAAGAAAUGAAUAAAGAAAUAGAAGAACAAAGAAUAGAAAUGAUUAAAGAAAUGGAAAGAAGUAAAUUUGGAAUAGAAGAAGAAUUUCAAGACAUGAUUAGAUAUGGUAUUGUUUAUCAUCAUUCAGGAAUAACUAAUGAAGAAAGACAAAUAAUAGAAAAGUCAUUUAAGAAAGGAAUUAUUACAUUAAUUAUUGCUACUAGUACAUUAGCACUUGGAGUAAAUCUUCCAGCUAGUCGUGUAAUUUUUGAUAAACCAAAAAUUGGAAAAGAAUAUUUGACAAAUGUUCAAUAUCAACAAAUGAGUGGUAGAGCAGGAAGAUUUGGAAUUGAUGAAAAAGGAGAAAGUUAUAUUUUUUGUAAAGAAGGAGAAAUAUCUAUUGUAAAAAAUCUUAUGAAAGUAACAAAUGAGAAUAAAGAAAUAGAAAUAGAAGAAAAAGAAGAGAUACAAGAAAAAGAAGAUAUUUUAGAAGGGAUUUAUAAUGGAAUUAUUGAAAAUAAAAAAGAUAUUGAAAAAUGGAUUGAAAAAACACUUUAUUGGUAUACAAUUAAAGAAAAAGAAGGAGCAGAAGAAUGGAAAAAAAAGUAUAGUGAAAAAAUGAUUGAGAUAUUAAAACAUGAUGGUAUGAUUGAAGAAAUAGAAGAAGAAGGAGGAGAAAAAAAAAUUAAAUGUAAUCAAAUAGGAAGAGCUACAGUAAAAGGAGGAAUGGGAAUUAAAUUUAGUAAAGAAAUAUAUUUUAAUAUUAAUGAAGGGUAUUUAAAAAACAAUAUAAUAAAUAAAGAUGUAUAUUAUUUGUAUUUAGGAAUUAAUAAUGAAUAUGAAAUAAAUUGGAAUUGUUUUGAAAAAAAAGUAGAAGAUAUAGAAGAUAUAAAAAAUAAAAAUAAUAAAGAAUAUCAAGACUGUCAAGAAUUAAUGAAAAGUAUUGGGAUUAAUCCAGUAUUUAUUUGUUAUAUGGAAAGUAUGAAAAAAGUGAAAUUAACUAAUGAUAUUAUUAAGAAAAUUGAAAUUCAUAAAAAAUAUUAUUAUUUUAUCAUUUUAUAUGAAAUUAUUCAUGAAAAAAAUAUUAUUCAAAUCAUUAAUGAAAUGGGAAUUAGUAGAGGAGUUUUACAACAACUACAAAAUAAUACUAUUACUACUUUAAAUAUGAUCAUUCAAUUCUCUAAUGAAUUACAUAAUUUUGAUCUUUCUUUCCAUUUGAAAGUUUUAAUUGAUCGUAUCAAAUUUGGAGUUUGUAGUGAUAUUGUACAUAUUAUCCAAAUAGAUGGUAUCACUAAAGAAAUUGCUCGUAAACUCAUUGUCUUCGGUUUUAAUGAUAUCUCUAAAAUUGCUCAUGCUUCUUUUCUUGACAUUUUUUCCCUCAUUCAUCACUUAUCAACAUCUCAUUCACUAUCUCAAUUACAAAUUGAUUUAGAACUAACUCAAAGAAUAAUACAAAGUGCACAAGAAAUUAAUACUUUCAAUUUAAAUCAUGUCCAACUUAAUAAUUUACUUCAAUCCAAUUAA